UUUAUUCAGUUUUACAGCGUUCACGGCGAAGGACGGACGUUUUUUCUAUUCGCCUCAGUUCUAGUUAAGCAAACCAGUUUUGGAACAAAUGCUUUUUGUUCGCCAGUAUCAGCAUCGCAUUUAUGAAUCAUUCAAACCAAUAAGUUUGCAUAGCGUUUGACAAUACUUCACUACAUCUGGAAACUAAAAUACGUCAUCAAUCCUCGAUGGACUUCCCUGCAGCAUAAUUAGAAAGAAAAAAAAAGUAGGAGUAAUCUUUCUUCGCUUCGCUGGCUCCGCUGGAACUGGGUAGGGGCUACCUUACCAAUCCAUCACUUUUAUCUCCAUCACCCUCGACCAAAUUUUUCAACUUUCUUUAGUCUGCGUUGGAAUCACUUCAAAAAUAGUAAGCGGUUUAAAAUGGUUGAAGAAAUAAGACAAGUCUCUUUCAACAUCGACGAUAAUGAUUGUGGCAACAAUGAGCUGUCCACCUUCCCAACUACCCGAAGCUCGCUUGACAUUGAUUACAAAUCCGAAAGUGUUCCGGUUGCAGCAGGGCCCCACAGUUCAAUUUCAAGAAUAAACUCUAACUCCAAUUUUAUGCUGUCAAACAACUCCGAAGUUUCGGGACUGGAACUUGAAGAAUGUCCAGCGAUUUCGAAGUCCUCAUCCCCAGUCUGCGUGACGAAAGGACCGAUAUGGAACCGGACGGCCUGUGUGUGGUCCAGCUUUAUUUUGUUCAUACUCCUAGUCGGUGCUAUUUCAUUGGGUUUGAUAGUUUGGAGCAGCCGUCAAGAAACCACGAGAGACUCUUCCCGUUCGAAUUCUGAAUCGCAUUCGAAUUCAUUAUCAAAGCAAGCGCCGGAACUUUUCUGUCAUAAUCGAUCAACGGUGGGUUAUCCAUCCGCAUUGUUCACCUCUGGAUACGACAUCAUGCGAGCAAAUCCACUUGACAAGAAUAUUUAUGGAAGACCUCUACUAGAGCACACUUUACUGCUUGAAUGUCAAAUAACACAGAAUGCGGAUCGCUGCCAGCCUAAUGUAGAAUCUGUUCUGAUUGACAACCUUACUGCUUAUCACCGGUGGACUCGCCGAUUCUUAGCGUUCUCUUUUAAAGAUGAAGACCACAGAUUUAAUACUUCGGCCAUUAUCAGCGCAGUCUCUAGUGCUAACGACAACGACUUGCUAAACAUUCAGGCUGGUUUAAUGGCAGGUAAUCUGUUCAUUAUGACUCACUUGAAUUGUCCUCUUGUCAACACCUCAAGAAGCCAUGAACCACAAAUCAAACGUGAAUAUGCGCAUCGGCUACGAAUGACAACUAACGAAAACACGGAUGACGAGGAAGAGCUGGAUGAAUUCAUCGAGGAUUUCGGAGCUCAUUACGUUGAUCGAGUAGUCCUUGGAACGGAAGUAGUUAUUCGUUUUACACUAGACAGGAAAACGGUUGAUUCGUUUAAGCGGAAGAAUUUGAGUUUCGUUUCCCAUGCCACGGCUACCGGACUCUACAUUGUUUCACGAAGUAAUGCUUUUACUGUUAAAAGGAAUAGCCAAAAGCUGGCAACAGAUUUUAUGGCAUCAGCCAAAACACAAAUUUAUUCCGGUUCAGCGCUUUCUCCUCCGAUAAAUGAACUGCAAACGGCUGAUCACUGGAUUCAAUCAGCUCUAAAACAUUAUGUCGUGAUAAGUCUACAAGUAAAACCAAUCCAUUAUCUCUUCGCUCAAAUAUCCCAAAAUAAUAUUCCAACAAUACAAGAAAAAUGGUGGCAAAGUCGAAAAAGAAUCUGUUCUCGGAUUUUGUCGCUCGAGUUAACUGACAAGUGCCAAUAUGUCAAUGAAAAUAGUUCUAAAUCGCUUCCGCAAUACCCAGAGAAUGAACAAUACAAGGCCUUCGUGCUUCCUUUGCUUUUAAUUUGGACCAAUCGAAGUACCGUUUGCCUCCGCACUUCCUGGAAACACUGCUUGGAGUUAUGCCGUAAUGAUCCUCUGUGUUCGGCCGCCUCCAUUUGCGCAACAUCCCGCAGCGCUUCCGCUUACCAAAAGUGGGAAGGGACAAAAACUACUGCUUCAUGCCCACCGGAAUUUCAAGAUUGCGACUGCGCUCUUCAUCGUCAGCAGGAUUUCAAUUAUGGGAUCGUUUCGCCAAAAGUAGUAACUCUAGUGCCAGUGAGACAAGAUUUGCGACCAGUGAUACUUCGCGGGUUUGCAGUUCAUGGGCAACCGCUUCUCUCUGUCAAACGACUACCAGAUUUAGCUUCGUGCGUUCGUCUAUGCAGUAGAACAGCUGAUUGUCAAAUAGUUUCUUUCAGUCAAUACGAUAUUGACCAGCACAAAAUUUGUAAACUGUUCAGUAACAUGAAUGGCAACGAGCUAAGACGGAAAGGACAAGCCGUGACGUUAUUUAUCAUGGCAACAUUUAACCCUUGUUUCGUGGACGAGAUAGAAUCAGCACGGAGCAGCUGUUCUGCUAACGCAAAGUGCUCUUCCGUUUACGGUAUGUGCGUUUGCAUGCCGGACUAUUUUAAAAACGGAACCGCAUGCAUCUCUCACAAUCUCCGCAACAGACAGUACGCCACCGAAGUGAAUGAAUACUUCGACAGUAAUGAUCAUGCUAAUAAAAAAUAUCACCAUUCAAAUAAGCCAAAUGAAGAACAGCAGCAGAGAACUCAUUCACUUUCAAGCACACUUCCCAUCAUAAUACAAUCCAACAUCUCUACUACUUCGCGUAUUAAUAUUGCAACUUUGAAGACUGUUACUUCUAAAACAAGCACUGAAGACGUCAAUCUUAUUGAUAGUGGACCACAUAGUUUUAGUGAAUUACAGACAACUACGAAUAAACACCAGCGACACAUGCCUUUAACCGAGAAAAUUAAUUCUUUUGAAAGUAUAUCUACUACACCGAUGUACACUAAGCCUACUAAAAGCAGGCUAGACUCUACUAGUAGUAGGCCAACGUCUUCUUAUAUACCAUGGCAAAUGAAAUUUUGGAAAAGAGUAAUAGAGUGAACUUAAAUUUGAUGCAAUAUACUUUCAGAGAUG
Molecule: messenger RNA, 3015 nt
Organism: Daphnia pulex (common water flea)
Lineage: Eukaryota; Metazoa; Arthropoda; Branchiopoda; Diplostraca; Daphniidae
Exons: 8
Coding region: 400-2982 (860 amino acids)
Source: RefSeq, a predicted model, not a curated record